AUGAUUUUGAGUCAGACUUUCGUGACUUGGGCGACAAACUUGUGCGCGGGUUUGAGACGAGGUGAACACCAGAGCUUUGCUGUUCUUGGCAAUAUUGCAGUGGACAUGACAGCUUAUGCCAAGAACCAAAACCAAAGCUUUCCUUUUGUUACACUGCCUGACUUUGGGUUGCGCGUGGGAGCCUUGGCACGUAUUGCUGGCUUGAUGAAGGUGGCCACCUUCCCUUUGGUGCAAGAAUCGGAAAGAGAAGCGUAUGAAGCCUACACCGUGGCUAACCAGGGCUGGAAAGCCGAAUCCUGUGCUGGGGAACGCGGUAUUGCAACAGAAGAGUUGGGCCCUCUUCCUCCCAUUUCUCCGGUUAUUCUCAACAUGACCCGCCAACCUUCUGUAGAUGAAGGACCUUACUUCCCAUUUUGGCAACUCUACCCUUGCAAUCCAUUGCCUACUCAGAACACUGACCUUUAUCAUUUACCCCACUACUUUGGCCCUAUGAGUCACGCAUUGUACAACCAUGAACCAGCCAUGCCACCCAGCAUUGGCUAUUGGGACAAUCCCAAUUCAACAGAUUGGCGUUUGAAGUACUUCCGCAACAUGGAUACGGUUGAUUAUCAAGAUGACCCUCUUGUGGCUGCUUUUUAUCCUGGUAAGUUUGUCUGGUGCUAG
Seminavis robusta is the source of this 663-nucleotide messenger RNA. The record is from the annotation of a GenBank genome assembly. Lineage: Eukaryota; Bacillariophyta; Bacillariophyceae; Naviculales; Naviculaceae.